AUGUUAGCUGUUUCAAUGAGUGAAGAAGAAGUAGAAAAUAAACUCCUUAACGGUAUUGAACAUUUGGCUUGUAUUGCUGUUGUUAAUAGUCCUCGUCUAGUAACAAUAAGUGGUGAUGAAAAAACUAUUGAUGAAAUACAACAAAUUCUUUCAAUCUCAUAUCCAAAUAUACUUAAAGCAUGUGUUCGUAUUGAAAAUGCAUUUCAUUUUUCAUCAUUGAAAGAUAUUCGAGAAUUUCCAAUACAAGAUCAAAAACAAAUAUUUAAUCCAAUAUGUGCACAAGCAAAAUGUUAUUCAAGUGUUAUUGGUGAACAAAUGAAUGAUAAUAUACCAGCUGAUGGUCAAUAUUGGUGGUCAAAUGUAAGACAAGCUGUAAGAUUUUAUAAUGCUAUAACAGCAAUUUUGAAAGAUGAAGCAGCAAAUGUUUUUCUUGAAAUUUCACCACAUCCAGUUUUAGCUAUAUCUAUCCAAAAUGAGCAAAUAACAUUACUUCCUAGUUUAACACAACUUUCAAUAUCAUCUCAUGUAUGGCAACAAUAUUUUCAUACUCGUCAAAUUUUAUCAGUUAAAAAUUGCGAAGAAUAUUUUGAUAAUUUUCCAUUAUAUAAAUUUCAUUUGAGUCCAUGUUGGUAUGAAUCAAAAGAUUCACCUAUACAACGUUUAGCUAAUCGUAUUCAGACUCAUCCAUUACUUGGUAUUCGUCAAUUAAAUGAAAAAACAAGUGCAACAUGGAAAAGUCUUAUUAAUAUUAAUUUACCACAACAUGCUUUUUCAAAAGAUCAUAAAAUUCAAGAUGCAAUUCUUUUCCCGGCUGUUGCUUAUCUUGAACUUGCAACAGCUGCUUGUCAACAAUUACUUUCAUCAAAAGAAGAUGAUCAACAACAACAACCAACAAUUAUUUUUGAAGAUAUUAAUUUUACUAAAGCACUUAUUCUUAAUGAACAUGAAUUAACAGAAGUAUUUACACAAGUAAUUAUGCCAAUGCGUAAAUGGUAUAUUAUAUUUUGUAAUUAA
Messenger RNA from Adineta steineri, 1014 nucleotides. Lineage: Eukaryota; Metazoa; Rotifera; Eurotatoria; Adinetida; Adinetidae. The record is from the annotation of a GenBank genome assembly.